CCGAUUAAGUAAAGAAUGUGAUAGAAAGAAAGUAUGAAACGCAAGUUUUCAGAUACAUACAUACUCAAACCAUAGCGGUUUUCAUUACCAAUCACAAUGCAUCAUUAAUCUUCAUCUCUAUAUAUACUUCUAACCAAAAUCAUAGUAAUAACAUUUCAUAUUCAUAUCGAUUUUCUUUGCACUCAAAUUUCUCUCUGGAUCGAAAUAUCCAUGGCAACCUCAUCUUCUCUCACAAACAACCAAGAUGAAAAUGUUCUGCAAAAACACGUUGCAUUCUUCGAUCGAAACCAUGACGGUAUCGUUUAUCCAUGGGAAACAUUCCAAGGAUUUCGAGCAAUAGGUUGUGGAAUUUUGUUAUCGUCAGUUGCUUGUAUUUUCAUAAAUUUGGGUCUCAGCCAGAAAACUCGUCCGGGAAAAUUUCCUUCUAUAUUUCUACCAAUAGAAAUUAAAAAUAUUGAGAAAGCAAAACAUGGAAGUGACUCUGGUGUGUAUGAUAGCCAAGGAAGGUUUGUUCCUUCAAAAUUUGAAGAGAUUUUCAUCAAGCAUGCAAAAAAGAAUCCAGAUGCUUUAACAUCUGAUGAAUUGAUGGGGUUGUUAAAGUCAAAUAGAGAGCCUAAGGAUUACAAAGGAUGGUUUGCUAGCUACACAGAAUGGAAAAUUUUAUAUGUUCUUUGCAAAGAUAAGAAUGGUUUGCUUCACAAGGAAACAGUUCGUGCUGUUUAUGAUGGAAGCUUGUUUGAACAAAUGGAAAAGGAACAUUCAGAAAAGAAAAACAAAUAAAUAUUUACUAGUUAUGUUGUGAUAUUAGGAGUUUCUCUGUGAAUUUCUAUUUGUGUUUCUUCAAGUAGUUUCAAUAAUAUAUAUUGUUAUCGGUUUUUGUGUAAGCGUAGGUGUGGAUCUUAAGGAACGAGGUUUAAGUUAUAUCUAUUAUAUUUUAGAUUAGAAUAUAUGUGAUUUUGUCAUGUAUAUGUCACAUUUUUAAAUUUAUUUGAUUUAUCAAAAUAUCACAUUGUAGAUA
Molecule: messenger RNA, 1018 nt
Organism: Lathyrus oleraceus (garden pea)
Lineage: Eukaryota; Viridiplantae; Streptophyta; Magnoliopsida; Fabales; Fabaceae
Product: probable peroxygenase 4
Exons: 6
Coding region: 211-780 (189 amino acids)
Molecular function (GO): calcium ion binding; monooxygenase activity
Source: RefSeq, a predicted model, not a curated record